Molecule: messenger RNA, 977 nt
Organism: Musca vetustissima
Lineage: Eukaryota; Metazoa; Arthropoda; Insecta; Diptera; Muscidae
Product: tRNA-uridine aminocarboxypropyltransferase 1
Exons: 1
Coding region: 1-969 (322 amino acids)
Biological process (GO): tRNA modification
Cellular component (GO): nucleus
Molecular function (GO): tRNA-uridine aminocarboxypropyltransferase activity
Source: RefSeq, a predicted model, not a curated record
AUGACCCAUCCACUGGAAAAUAAAGAUCGUCCCCGCAAAUAUCCAUUCAUCAAUAUGAAAAUUGAUGAUUACACAAUACUGGACACCAUCGAGGGACGUUUCAAUUGCUCCCAAUGCCUGCGCUCACGUAAAUUUUUCUGUUACAACUGCUACAUACCUGUUGGGAAUCUGGGCGAGAUUAUACCAAAAGUGCGGAUACCCCUCAAAAUAGAUAUAAUUAAACAUAAGAAGGAAAUCGACGGAAAAAGUACGGCCAUCCAUGCUGCCGUUUUGGCACCGAAUCAAAUUCAAAUUUAUACAUAUCCCGAUAUACCAGACUAUAGCCAAGAAGAAGGUGUAGUACUUAUUUUUCCGAGUGUGGAAAGUGUAACGGUGGCACAACUAUUCGAACGUAAUGUAAGGCUGUGUAAGGAGAAUAACUUCGGUUAUCCCAAAGGACAUAAUGUGGGGACAUUGCUGAAGAGGCGAGUGGACGAAAUUGUCGAGGAAAUACAAGAAAGUACAGAUGAACACUUGGGGCGAAUAUACACAUAUGACAAUUUGCCAAUUAAAAAGGCGGUAUUCAUUGACAGUACCUGGAAUCAAAGCAGAGGCAUUUAUAAAGAUGAGCGUGUGAAGUCACUGAAACCUGUUAUAUUACAGAAUAGAUGUUCACAAUUUUGGCGUCAUCAAAAAGGUAGUCCUCGCUGGUACUUGGCUACCUUGGAAGCGGUGCAUCAAUUUCUAUUGGAAGUGCACGUCAAUGCUUGGGGAUUGAAUAAACACUAUAGAGGACUAGAUAAUUUAGAAAUAUGUGAAUCGUUUUAUAAAACUGCGAGACUUGUGGAAGACACUGAAGAUAAUGUAGAUCCAUUAGCCCCGUAUAAUGGUCAAUAUGAUAAUUUAAUGUAUUUCUUUGCCAAUAUGUAUGACUUAAUUCAUAAAUAUUAUGAUCAUCAUGAACUCAAGUCGUAUAGAAGACCUAUAUGAAAAUAAAU